Molecule: messenger RNA, 1086 nt
Organism: Clonostachys byssicola
Lineage: Eukaryota; Fungi; Ascomycota; Sordariomycetes; Hypocreales; Bionectriaceae
Source: the annotation of a GenBank genome assembly
AUGACGAUCCAGUUUGAGCCAGAGGCAAGGAGCAACUUCCACGCCGUGGUUGUCAUGCUGGCUCUUUCCGGCACCACCGUCUUCCUACGUAUCGCCGUUCGCUUCUCCCAGCGCCAGAAGCCCGAUCUCCCCGACUAUCUCGUCGUUUUGUCUCUUCUCCUAUAUGGCGGCUAUGGUGCCACGAUACUACAUCACAUCUUCAAUGUGUCGAGUAUUGGCGCAUUUGAAGGCAUGCCAAUGAAGACGAACAAAAUAUCCAUUUGGGAGCGUCAGGAAUUCAUGAAGAUGGUCUUCGCGGACGAGAUCAUCUUCUGCGUCAUCAUCACCCUCAUCAAAACCAGCCUCCUCAUCUUCUACUGGAAUAUUUUCUCCGUCAGCAGGCUCCAGCGCAACACCAUCAUUGCCACUGCCACUGCCUGCCUCAUCUGGUUCCUCGUCUUCCUCUGCCUCACCAUAUUCCAGUGCCACCCUGUCCAGUACAUCUGGGAAAAACUUAACCAGAAGGAAUAUUGCCUUUCCUCUCCUCCAAUUCUUCUCUCCAUGGAGGUCACAAACUUGUUACUCGAUAUCAUCGUCCUCGCCAUCCCCACUUCAGUUGUCAGCCAGCUCAAUCUAUCAACUCCCAAGAAGGUGUCCGUUCUCGGUAUCUUUCUCGUCGGCCUUGGAGUGUGUGCAGCAAGCAUUGCCAGAAUCACUGCCAUCUGGAGACCGCCCAAUGUUUUGUACAACAUUGAUACCCCUCAAACGAUUCUGUGGUCCACUCUUCAGAUAGGCAUGGCCAUAAUUUGCGCAUGUCUCCCUACCCUCGGCCCAUUGCUUCGCUGUAGUGCUGUCCGCGCCAAGAGCUGGUCUGGGUCUGGCAACAUUAUCCGCAGCGCUUCCAUGAAGAUAUCUGACGUGGAAACCCCGGACUUCAGGGAACGUGCAGUCGACCAAGACGGCCACGGCUUCUACGGGGCUGGGAGGACUUGGUCAGUGAGGGGAGACAAUGACCCAGAGCAAGCAAGUACCGAUUCAAAGAUUGAACUGCAUGAGCUUGUGCCGCCUAGGCGGAUUCGAGUCCAGAAAGACAUUGUAGUACACUAA